Molecule: messenger RNA, 1173 nt
Organism: Rhizophagus irregularis DAOM 181602=DAOM 197198
Lineage: Eukaryota; Fungi; Glomeromycota; Glomeromycetes; Glomerales; Glomeraceae
Source: RefSeq, a predicted model, not a curated record
AUGGAAACAUUUAGGCCAGAUAGAAUUAUAGAAUGGAUCCCAUAUAAUAAAUUACAAAAUAUUAAAUAUUUAACUAAAGGUGGAUGUUCCGAAAUUUAUAAAGCAUAUUGGAUUGAUGGAUUUUAUAAUGAAUGGGAUUUAAAAGAAAAACAAUUAAAAAGGUAUAGAGGACAUAAUGUAGUACUCAAAAAGUUAGAAAAUGUUGAAAGUGCUAAUAGAAGUUGGUUUGAGGAGGGUAAAUCUCAUUUAUCUAUAAGUAACAAAUGGGUACAAGUUGUUCAAUGUUAUGGUUUAACAAAAGAUCCAUCAGAUGGGAAUUAUUUACUUGUAAUAUUUGCAUUGGACUAUAAUUUAAGAGAAUAUUUACAACAAAAUCAUGAUAAACUUACAUGGAAAAGAAGAUUUCAAAUCAUUGAUAAUAUUGUUGAAGGAAUUCGUAAAAUACAUGAAGAAAAUGCAAUUCACAGAGAUUUGCAUUCCGGAAACAUAUUAUUAUCUACAACAGAUAUUCGUAUAAGUGAUCUUGGAUUUUGUGGACCAGCAGAUAAACCAUUAAAUAGUAUAUAUGGAAAUCUCCCUUAUAUUGCACCCGAAGUUAUUUCUGGAAAAGAAACUACUUUUGCAUCUGAUGUUUACAGUAUUGGUAUGGUCAUGUGGGAAAUUUCAUCUGGACGACCGCCUUUUAUUAAUUUUGAAAAUGAUUAUGAACUUGCACUAAAAAUAAUUAAUGGAAUGAGACCAAAAAUAAUACCGGGAACUCCUUUAGAAUAUAAAGAUAUGAUGAAACAAUGUUGGGAUGCUGAUCCAGAAAAAAGACCUGAUAUUAAAACUUUCUUUAAUAAAAUAAGAAAAAUUAAUAGGUUAAAUUAUCAAAACGAAAUAAAUGAAGAUAAAAGUAUAUUUAAAAAAUUAUUCGAAAAAAUUAAAUUAUCCACAAAAAUAAAUGUCUCGAAUAAUUUUGAGACUAAUAAUACAAUUGAAGAUUUUGAUAACAAAAGUAAUAAUAAUACAUCAAAUUCAAGUAAUAUACCUGAAGAUAAUAGCAAAAAACUGUCUAAAGUAUUUAAGAAAAUGCAAAUUAAUUCAAAUAAUGAUAAUCGAGAUAAAUAUAAUGAAGAGACUAUACAAGUAAAAAAGAAUAAUAUUGAUGAUAUUAAUGGUACAAUUUAUUAA